CGCUCGCCGCCCGCCGAGUUCCCGCGGCCGAGAGUGGGUGAAAGUCCUGCUGCCGGGCGCCCGCGGGGCUGCGCGCGUCCGGCAUCCCGGGGCCGCUCCGGCCCGGGCGGCGAGGGGGCCCGGCGGUCCAUGCAUCCGCCGCCGCCGGCCGCCGCCGCCGCGAUGGAUUUCAGUCAGAACAGCCUGUUCGGCUACAUGGAGGACCUGCAGGAGCUCACCAUCAUCGAGAGGCCGGUCCGCCGGAGCCUCAAGACACCAGAAGAAAUAGAAAGACUGACAGUUGAUGAAGAUCUCAGUGAUAUUGAAAGGGCUGUUUAUCUGCUCAGUGCUGGUCAAGAUAUCCAGGGAACAAGUGUGAUUGCAAAUCUUCCAUUUUUGAUGCGACAGAAUCCUGCUGAAACACUUCGGAGAGUCUUGCCAAAAGUUAGAGACGCCCUGCACGUGGCGGGUGUGGAGAUGCAGCUGACGGCUGCAGGCUCGUUUCUCACCAUUCUCCAGGAAGACUCAGUGUCAAUUCAUACAUAUGCCCACUCCUUCCUCCAAGUCAUUCUUCUGCAUCUGGAGCACAGGGACGCAGGCGUCAGCAAUGCGUGGCUGGAAACUCUGCUGUCCGUGAUCGAAGUGCUGCCCAAAGAGACCCUAAGGCACGAGAUUUUGAAUCCACUUGUUUCCAAGGCACAACUUUCCCAGACAGUCCAGUCUCGCUUAGUUAGUUGUAAAAUCUUAGGAAAAUUGACUAACAAAUUUGAUGCCCAUACCAUUAAAAGAGAAAUACUUCCCUUGGUGAAAUCACUCUGUCAAGAUGUAGAAUAUGAAGUUCGAUCUUGUAUGUGUCGGCAAUUAGAAAAUAUAGCUCAGGGCAUUGGGACAGACCUGACAAAAAGCGUGGUGCUCCCUGAACUGAUAGAACUCUCUAGGGACGAAGGCUGCAGUGUGCGUCUUGCAGCGUUUGAGACUUUGGUUAAUCUGCUUGACGUGUUCGAUACAGAUGACAGAAGUCAAACUAUACUUCCCUUAGUGAAAUCAUUUUGUGAAAAAUCUUUCAAAGCUGAUGAAUCAAUUCUUGUUUCCUUAUCUUUCCACUUAGGAAAGCUAUGCCACGGACUAUAUGGGAUUUUUACUCCAGAUCAACACUUGAGAUUUUUGGAGUUUUAUAAGAAACUUUGUACAUUAGGUUUGCAACAAGAAAAUGGACACAGUGAAAACCAGAUUCCACCCCAAAUCCUAGAGCAGGAGAAGAAAUAUAUUUCAGUGCGGAAGAACUGCGCUUACAACUUUCCGGCCAUGAUUGUUUUUGUCGAUCCUAAAAACUUCCACAUGGAACUCUAUUCUACAUUCUUCUGUCUUUGUCAUGACCCUGAAGUACCAGUCAGAUACACUAUCGCCAUUUGCUUCUAUGAGGUGUCUAAACUUCUGAAUUCUGGCGUAUAUUUAAUACAUAAAGAAUUAAUAACAUUAUUACAAGAUGAAUCACUGGAGGUACUAGAUGCUCUUAUAGACCAUCUUCCCGAAAUUCUGGAACUUAUGUGUGCCGGUGGAGAAAGCAAUAUUCAAGAAAAUAAGUUAUCCUCUCUGCCUGACUUGAUUCCAGCACUCACAACCGCUGAGCAGCGAGCUGCAGCCUCUUUAAAAUGGAGAACUCAUGAGAAGCUGCUCCAGAAAUACGCCUGUCUGCCACACGUCAUAUCAAGUGAUCAGAUUUAUUACCGUUUCUUACAAAGAAUGUUCACGAUCAUGAUGACAAACAAUGUCUUACCUGUCCAGAAGGCAGCUUCACGAACUCUGUGCAUUUUUCUGCGCUAUAAUCGUAAACAAGAACAGAGACAUGAGGUCAUUCAGAAAUUAAUCGAACAACUGGGCCAAGGAAAAAGUUAUUGGAAUAGACUUCGAUUUUUGGAUACCUGUGAAUUUAUUAUAGAAAUCUUUUCCAAAUCAUUUUUCUGUAAAUAUUUCUUUCUACCUGCUAUUGAACUGAUACAUGAUCCAGUAGCAAAUGUGAGAAUGAAACUUUGCUACUUGUUACCCAAAGUGAAAUCUACUCUGAAGAUCCCUGCAGAUAAGCAUCUACUUCAGCAGUUAGAGAUGUGUGUGAGGAAACUUCUGUGUCAAGAGAAAGAUAAAGAUGUCCUGGCUAUUAUAAAAAGAACCGUGUUGGAGCUGGACAGAAUGGAAAUGUCCGUGGAUGCUUUUCAGAAAAAGUUUUAUGAAAAAGAUUUGUUGGAUCAAGAGAAAGAGAGAGAAGAACUACUUCUUUUGGAAAUGGAGCAGUCGGAGAAGGAGAAGCAGCAAAGUGACGGGAGGCCCAUGAGCGAGAGAACCUAUGAGAAGAAACGUAGAGACACCAAGACACCAACAACGUUGCCCAAGAACACCCCCAUUUCUGCCCCUGGGCCCUCUUCCAGCACCCCAUCGACAAGCAAAGAAAUCAAGAAAUCCAAACUGAUUCGGAGCCAGUCCAUCAAUAAUCAAACUUUUCAUGCAAAAUACAGCAACUUAGACAAGUGUGCUAGUAAAAGUUCUGCAGCAGCAUACACAACUUCUGUCUCAGGGUUAGCGAAGACUCCUAUGGUCUCCCUCACUGGAGGAUGGAUAAACAAAUGUGGACGCGUCCAUGCAGUGGAGUGCCGGUCAGCAAUAAAACGGAGUGAAAUGUCGACACACACCACAACAGGGGGAACCCUCAACAUGAUGAUGCUGAAUGAAGCCAGACCAAAAAAAAAUGACUCAUUCCGGACGCGCAAUGCCAGUAGCCUGCCGGGGUCCUUCUCUCCUAGUACACCCCUCCCGAGCACCUCCCGUGGGGCCGGGAACUCAGCUGAUCCCAAGAGCAGUGGGAGUAAAGACACACAGCCACGCAAGGCCACCUUAAAAUCCAGGAAAUCCAAUCCUUAAAUCAUCUGCUUGGCAAAGGAGGCAAAACAAACACAAGUGGAGACAAUAUAAUUGAUGGACAAAAGCUAACGCAAUGGCUGGGGCUCCUUUUUUUUAAACGAAUGGAAAGAGAUACGUUAUGGCAGCUGGUGUUGCUAACAGUUCCAUAUUUGAAAUUAGAUUCUGUAGGAGGAAUAAUAUAUAUUUCUUAAAUAAUAACGUGGUUACAGAAUUCCAAUGUUAUAGUGAGUGUGAUGAAAAACAACUUUAGUAUUGCUUUAACUACUGCUGCAGAAGAGACCAGUGUGCAUUUAUUUAUGCAGGAAACCAUCUAUUUACUUGAUCUAGAGCUUUAGCAUUUAAAAAUUAUAUGGAAGUCUGUAUCGACUGAAACGGCCAUAGCUGGAGGAUUGCUCGGAGGGGCCUUGGGAGUUAGAAAGACAAGACAUUCGUUUCUGAAGAAUCUCCAAGCUGGUUGAAAAGUCCCACUGAAAGGGGCACCAGUAGCUAGCUGUCUGCAAUCUUAUCAGUCCGUUAGUGGUGACAGUGUGUUGCAGGGUAUUCUGAAAUUUAAAUUUGGCAAUGAGUAUUCCACAAAGUUUUCUGAUACCUUUUAGCCACAACUACCUUCAAAAUAAUAGAUCGAUGAUUUCCUUUAUUUCCUAGAAGAGUUUAUUUUAUACAUACCUUGUUUACAUUUUAGAUUGUAUCUGUCCUUAAUUAGGAAUGAUGAGUCUAGUUGGAAUCAGUUGUUAUUCCGAGCUAUCAUGCUUCAGCUACGUCAGCAGCAUUCAUUUGUACUAACGCUAAUAUUUCCAUCCCAAUUUGCCUGUGGAAUAUAUAUGAUCGUUAAUUUUAAAAUGUCAGUUCUUGAGAUAUACUGUAUGAAGCUAUUGUCAGCUUCUCUAUUUCAGAAUGCAAUCAGCAUAUAACUAUAUUGAUAUUAGAAAAUACUUGUUUUUUUAAUAUAUUGAUGUAUGAUAAAGAUGAUCUAAUUUGUGAAUGCAUAUGCGUGUGUGGUUACUUUUUAUAAUGUAAAAUAAUGAAUAGUGAAUUUACUCAAAAUAAAACAUAGGUUAAUGAGAUACCUGUGUUUGUGAAAAAAGUUUUAAAUACUUCUCUGCAGUUUUUAUUCCACGAUUAAAGAGUAAGACAGUUCAUGUCCAAGCAAUGAGUAACAGAAGCGUACGACAUCAGCUACAAAUGACUCAGGAACAGGUGCUCAGUGUGAAACUUUUAUGCCACUUCUGUCCCCAUUUCCUCACAGCGGGCCCUUUUGGGGGCUCUUUUUAGUGAUUUUUAAUAUGUUUCAGUUAAGGAUAGGUUAAUGGAAUUGUUCACCUACCCACUUGUCAGUACUUAGAAACUGAGUAGACACGAGAAGCUUGACCGUAUACGAAGGCUAACUUAGUACAUUCUUUGCGAAUUUCACUAAACUAUUUUCAUGAUGUCUCCUACCAGCGUCACUAACGUGGACUUGAACUCUGUGAUCUGGGAGAGAGUAUUUAUGGUGAGUGCAUGGGACUCAGAGUGACACCAGUUUUCCCAGCGCUUUGAUUCAUAACCUGCAUUGACUCUUGUUAUUUUAAAUAAAAUGGAGAAUUUCAGUUAAUUUGUUCAGUAAUCAAUUUGGCAGUUAGGGACUUUUACUUCCUUUAUGCAUGUGAGAGAGAGGAAAGUGAUUUGACAGAGAAACGUCACUCCUGCUUGCAGAAUUCGGGGAUUUACAGACGUCGGCUGCAGUCUUACUCCAAAGGUACCAAGUUGUCAAUGAAGACAGUCAAUAAAAAUG
Artibeus jamaicensis (Jamaican fruit-eating bat) is the source of this 4663-nucleotide messenger RNA. It is a transcript of the gene PPP4R4, whose product is annotated as protein phosphatase 4 regulatory subunit 4. The record is from RefSeq and is a predicted model, not a curated record. The transcript has 26 exons. NCBI's taxonomy places the organism in Eukaryota, Metazoa, Chordata, Mammalia, Chiroptera, Phyllostomidae. Gene Ontology annotation, molecular function: protein phosphatase regulator activity. Gene Ontology annotation, cellular component: protein serine/threonine phosphatase complex; cytosol. Bases 130 to 2892 code for a protein of 920 amino acids.